AUGAGAACGAGCACGGACAGUUUCGCCCAGGUACUCGGUGACCUGCGACCCUCAGUGACUCUAAGCAACUUAUCUGCCGUGGCUGACAUCACCUACAAGAGGCGGACCGUCAGCUUCAACGUGACGCACCAGACAGCGCUGUGUCGUGUGACUCGCCUUGACUUCCACGAAUUCCAUCACCUUAGGCACCUAUCCAUCACCCACUCCGCCCUGGCCUACGUGGACGAUGGGGCCUUCGGUAACCUCCCCAGCCUGCGCACCUUGAACCUCAGCCACAACCCGCUGCUGCAGACUCUCUCCUGGCGGGCGUUCUGGCCAUCAUCUGUCCCUGGUGAGGCCGAUCGCUUUUGCGUUCAUCUCUUUCUCCUCCACCUGGCUCUUUGUUUGCCCUGGCUUCUCUCAUUACAAGUCCUUCCACGCGCCGCCCCAGCUCUGGCAAAGGUUCUUCUCAUCUCAUCUUUCAUCCAUCUGGUUCCUUGUUUGCCCUGGUUUCUCUCACUACAGUUCCUUCCUGGUGCCGCGGCCCAUGACUCACUCGUUUAUUUCUCUCCCUGCAGAAAUACACUGAAACACAUCAACAUCACCGGGCACUCGCUGCUGCCCGGGGACUGCCGCAACGCUUGGAUCCUCACGUGGCAAGGCGGUGGCAGGGAGAGGCGGGAGGUGUGGCGAGAGGAGGUGGAGGAGGAGCAGGAGCAGCCGAGGGACGGGAAGAAGAAUGAAGCUCCACGGGCGAGGAAAGCGACGCCGUGGGAGCAGCAGUACACAGCAGAGAACAGAACAACAGAAUCAACGAGGAGUUCAGGAAAUGAAUGUCCUCCGCCUGGGUCCAACUCCUCCUGCUAUCUGUGUCCAGCCAUGCCCAGCGUCCGGAAGGAGGGUGAAGGCGAGUGCAAGGUAUUCACUGUCAACUGUACAGCGAGGGGAAGUCCGCUUCCAGAGAUCACCUGGCGGCUCCCCCCUCAUCUCUCGAGAGUGUGGGAGGAGGGCAACUGGGUCAGAUUCUUCACCAUCGCCAGCAACAUCAUCGUCUCCGAGAUCAAAGUCACCUACAACCUCACCUAUCUGCACUCCCUCCCCGACCCCCACGCCCGAGCCCUCGCCCUAAGACAGCCGCUCGCGUGCAUCGCCCAGAACGACCGAUUUGUGAGCGUGGAGGAGGUGGAGUUGGACCCACACACAGACGUCGACGAACCCCCACCCUUCCUGGACCGUCUGGCGCCGAGGGUGUGUUCCAGCACCUACGAGAAGUCACCCAACGAGCUGUUCUGCUAUAGCGUCCAGGCCGUGCCCCCGACCAACAUCACGUGGCGCCUCUACCCUUGUGACGACAACGUUUGCAUGCCCAAGAUCAAAAUUAAGUUAGUCAAGUGCACUCAGUACCGCCAUGACCCAGGCUCGUCGUUUACGAGGGGUUGCUUCAGGUUCCCGAGCAGGCUAAAGCAUGCUAAGCCGGGCAAAUACGAGGUGCAUAUUACGAACAAUUACGGCACCACCAACACUUCGCAGCGACACCACCGCGGACACGAGUUAUGCCAGCUCGUCCCCAACAGCUGCAUCAUCUAUCCAAACUGCUCACUCAGCACUUACCCGAGACCGGUCCCCUCUUCACCCUCACUAGCGCCUCCAGAAGACUGCCCCGUCAUAACCACCACCACCACCACCACCACCAUUAUUACGCCCCAGUCCACGGAGGCCCCAUUGAAUCCUUUUCCUCUUCCUAUAACGCAGCUGACCAUCAUCGUGUGUGUGACUGUGGUGGUGUUCGGCGUCAUCCUCCUACUCCUCCGUAACCUCCGGAACGUUCGCAGACGCCCGCCGACCGACGCCGACCCCUGCCCACACUCGCCCUUUCAGAUCACCUUCAUUGGGUGCCUGUGCAGGGAGGACGAAUGCCAGAAGAAGAGUGACGGCCUGCAGCUUCAGGAGAUGAUGCCCCUCAGCGCUGACCGCCUCGUGGAUAACCCAGAAUAUAUUGGCAACGGCAAGAUCACCCUCGCUAAGCCCCAGGCGCCAGUCAUUCCUCGAGACCACGUCAAGUUUGUGUCCGAGCUGGGCGAGGGGGCGUUUGGGCGUGUGUACCUCGGCAUCCUGGACGACGGGUGGGGGCGGCCCUCGCAGGUGGCGGUUAAGACGCUGAAGAGUGUGGGGCCGGAGGCGAGGCAGGAACUGGAGCGCGAGGUGGAGCUCCUCAACAACCUCCAGCACAAGAACAUCGUCAGCUUCUACGGCGUGUGUUACAGCUCCGACCCGCUACUCAUGGUCUUCGAGUACAUGGAACACGGAGACCUCAACAACUACCUCAGGAGUCACAACGCAGACGUGGCGCUGCAGGCGGAGGUGGAGCCCAGCAACGAGCCUCUUUCCGUCAUGGACUGUCUUCAGAUCGCCCUCCAGAUAGCGGCCGGCAUGAAGUAUCUCGCCUCUCAGCACUACGUCCACAGAGACCUGGCCACGAGGAACUGCCUGGUGGGGGCCAACUUGGUGGUGAAGAUCGGGGACUUUGGGAUGUCAAGGGACGUCUACACCACCGAUUACUACCAGUUCGGGGGCCGCACGCUGCUCCCUGUCCGCUGGAUGCCGCCCGAGAGCAUCCUGUACCGCCGCUUCACCAUCGAGUCGGACAUCUGGAGCUUCGGUGUCGUGCUCUGGGAGAUCUUCACGGGUGGCAAGCAGCCCUGGUACGGCUACACCAACCAGGAGGUCAUCACGCAGAUCACCGCCGGGAAGAUCCUAAACUGCCCCGACAACUGCCCGCGGGACAUGUACAGGAUCAUGGUGGCCUGCUGGAGCAAGAACCCCCAGGAGAGGCUGCCCAUGGCCACCCUGUACGAACGAAUCCGCUGCCUUACCACCAACGAGCCGCACGUGCUGGUGGGCUGCGACACGGGGCGGCUCGGCUGGUGAAGGGAGUGAGAGGAUAGGGAGAGGAGGAAGGGAUGGUGUGUGUGUGUGUGUGUGUGUGUGUGUGUGUGUGUGUGUAGGGGGGAUGUAUGUGUGUGUCUGUGUGUGAAGAAAGGGGUGAGAGGAGGGGACCCACUGUGGGUGGGUGGAUGAGUUGUGUGUGUGUGUGUGUGUGAGUGCCGUCCCUCACCAGCCAUAUUCUCCGUACAGGCGCGGCAGGUGCUGUUCUACUCUUAUCUAGUCCCCCCCUUCUCCCUCUACUUAGGUUUCCCUCACUCAGUCAACUGAGUACUUUAUAGAAUAGUUGCACCAAUUUGUACGCGCCAUCCCAAUUUGUACUCAUAUGAAGGGAGAAAAUUACCGAGGAAAAAAGGUGAAUAUUCAUUAAUAUGACGCUAUUUCAUCUUUCUUUUAUAAUUCAGCGUUUUUUCAGGGUAUAUUUUCUCUUCUAAUGAGUCUUGAUUUAAAUGGCGCAUAGGUACGUACAGGAGUACUUCUAAGGCAUUGUAACAGGUAGCGAACUAUGUCUUGUAUGUAGUGUGUUGUAAUGAAGCUGCUCUGUAUCUCUAACCAUGAGGAUACGUAUGAUGACUAAACGAUAUGAAGGUGAUACUGCUGUUUGAAUAGUUUUUUUUUUCUCCUCUAAGCUGGGGACAAGGUGCACGGAUCAGCAGACUUCUCAUAUAGCAGAACCAUCUUUAUAUUACCCAUUCCUUAUAAAGUCAUGGUCUCAGAGAUCCCUAGCAGCUUCAUUGUAACACACCACAUACCGUACCAGACAUGGGACCAUAUUCUUAAACGAUUUGGCUCUCCUGACGACAAUUUCCCAACGCCACAAAGAAGACUAACCGGGUUUUUUUGGGUGUUUAUCCCGUUCAAGAUCAGAAGCCGUGUAAUUAGGGUUCAUUCACACUACAAGCAGAGCAGGGCAUAGCAGAGCAGAGCGGAGCGGCGCGGUUAGGUGUUCACAUACAAGCAGAGCAGGGCAACCUGCACAAGAAUCAUUCCCAGGCAACAACCCGAUAAACUCUUCGGUGUUUAUCUGGAAGGAAGAUGAAAAAUGUAACGAUUUACAAAGGAACAUUAAAUUUCGUUGUUAAAGCCAAGUCCCAUGGCUGUGUGGGUCACUGAUGAUUGGGUAUAGGAUCAGAAUAUCACCAAAUUAGCUUUUCUUAGCAUACGGCUAUUAUAUAUCGUUAAAAUGUACCUUAACUAUGCACAAUCUGGUCAGUUUUUGUAAUUUUGGCGUCAGCAUUAAAAACUCACCUAAAUAAAUAGCUUCUUGGCCAUGCUGAUUGAAGGGUGGAGCCGUGGAGGAUCGCUAGCUGCAAGCAGCAAAAAAUACGUCCAAAUUUCCCGAGCGUGCCGCUCCGCUCCGCGCUGCGCCGCUCUGCUUGGGGUGUGAACACCUGAGCGUCUGUACAUUCAAAACUAUGUAAAAAUUAAUGCCGCGACUAGCCGCUCUGCUCUGCUUGUAGUGUGAACGAACCCAAAAGGGGUUAUUACAUUGGGCAAAUUUUCCGUGGAUCUUCAGUCAAACCACGAUUUCCGCUUGCGUGGUUCUCAUUUGUUUCUUGUUAUUGCUGCUGAUGAUGAUGGUGAGUAAUACCGUCUUCCUUCAGUGAAAUCUACCGUAGCUUUGGAAGAUCGUGGACACGUCAGAAAACCCCGGAAAUAUGACACACGCCAGCGGAAAUCGUGGUUUGAACGAAGAUCCACGGAAAAUUUGCCCAAUGUAAUAGCCCCUUAAAACUAUGACCAGCAUCAUGAAACAGUCCACGGUAAUCCCAAGAACUACUGCGAAAGGCUAUACAAACAAGCGAACUGAGGUCUCGAUACGUUUGAGAACACGGGUCAUGGAUCGCUACCUAUCAGUGCCUUACGUACCUACCCUAUAACAAGGUCUGUGUGCGGAGGGAGGAGUAGCGGGUCACUCACUCCCGGCUAGAAAGACGUCGAAGGUUUGUACAGAAAUAUAAAUACACAAAUGAAUAUAUAUUUUGUAAGUGUAGAAGAAUAACAGCAAUGUGGUAGGUAUGAAGUAGUCAAAAGACACUAUCUAAACUAGUCAAUAAUUAUCCUUUGUACCGCUGCUAUCCUAGGCCUAUUUUUGUCCAUAGAAGCUACUACAACACACACACACACACACACACACACACACACACACACACACACAGGUAUAGCCAGACAAGCAACUCACACAUAACAACACAACCAAACCAUACUCGCAACCACUAUUACCAACUCCCGCCACGAACCUCAGAGAAAGAAAAGUGAUGCUGCUGGUUUCGUAAAUUAGUAUUAUUUCCACACCUUCGGAGGCCUCAUAACCUCCACUUACAACAUAGUACAUAAUUAGUCGUCCUGUACAUAGUCGUGUAUAUAUUAUUCUACACUUGGGAGGACGUCAAUAAAGGCUGUAUAAAGAAGUACGUUUAAGGGAAGCAGAAUCUCGGAAAGGAAUCUCCUCUUUGUAAGUUCAGGUGUUUCGUAACGAUGUACCUUACAAGGCCUGCUUAGGGACGGGUCUGCAGCCGGUUUGAGUCUAGGUCACAUGGUACUGUGUCGAGGACACUUUUUUUUUUUACGUCAUUGCCUAUAGCGCCGGUAGGCUUUCUAUAGGGGUCUGGUGGUCGACCCUAGGCCGUCAAUGUGCAGGCAAGUGUUUAUAGUGGCGCCAUCUACUCCUGGCUCAUGUUGUCCCCCAGAGCUUAUUCUUGAUUUCACUUGAACAGGUCUCCCAAAGUUCGGGUUGAUAGGUGGUUUUCAGGACAGUAUGUGGGUAGUCUUAGGCCACUCGGCGGUGACUUAAAAAUCCCAGUUGGUAUUGCUGGAUUCGAACCCGCAUUAUCCAGAGCAUGGCGGAACACGGGACCGGCAUGCUGACCACUCAGCCACCGUCUCCCCAUGACAACAUUUAGCUGUGACAACCGUGACAGCUGUGGCUAUGACAACAUGUAGCUGUUUAUAAGGAAUGGAUAGUAAAGGACAAUAGGAAUUACGAAUUCUUCCUUCAUCUGUGACGGUAUUACUUUUAUUUUGCAAUUUAUAACGAUUUAAUUGAGUUAUCGAAGUAUGCAGUAAUGGCGCCGCAACAACUGCGAUCAUAUAACGUUAUUUAUUCGUAUAUCUAUUUAUCGGAGAACUACAGUGCGAUGACGCCGUGAGACCAACGAUCCAAACCGGCUGAAGGACGUGCCUACACAGGCCUUAGCUACUUAGACAAGCGCAUUCACACUACCUGACUGAAAAUAUUGUAAACAAGUAAAGUUUUGUUUAAUUUCAUACUGAACAGGGUGAGGACGAGUGUUUAUGUUUUGUGUGGAUGUCUGGCGGGUGGCAAAGUCAU
Molecule: messenger RNA, 6253 nt
Organism: Eriocheir sinensis (Chinese mitten crab)
Lineage: Eukaryota; Metazoa; Arthropoda; Malacostraca; Decapoda; Varunidae
Product: BDNF/NT-3 growth factors receptor-like
Exons: 18
Coding region: 1-2907 (968 amino acids)
Biological process (GO): cellular response to nerve growth factor stimulus; multicellular organism development; cell surface receptor protein tyrosine kinase signaling pathway
Cellular component (GO): signaling receptor complex; axon
Molecular function (GO): ATP binding; neurotrophin binding; neurotrophin receptor activity
Source: RefSeq, a predicted model, not a curated record